CUUCCAGGACCCACCGUUCUUUUUGUGUGUCUGUGUGUGUUGAAAAUGUCUGUAGAAAACGUUUGCCAAUACAGCAGUCUCCACAUUCCCAAUUCAGUGACACUGGUUACAUUCCUCACGUUGUGCCACCGUUAUCACUGUCCUUUUCCAAAAUAUUUUACCACCAUUAACAUGAACUCAAUGCCCCCCAACAAAAACUUCCCCUUUCCCCCUCCCUCACACCCCUGAUAACCAUUAAUAAUCUUGAUUUCUAUAUAUUUGCUGGUUUCAUUUACGUAAAAUCAUACAGUAUCUGUCCUUUUGCAACUGACUUAUUUCACUCAGCAUAAGGUUUUCAGGUUCAUCCACGUUGUGGUAUGUGUCAGGACUUCAUUUCUUAUUCAGCUGAGUAAUAUCCCAUUGUAUGUAUAUGCCACAUUUUGUUUAUCCAUUCAUCUGUUGAUGGACAUAUCAGUUGUUUCCACCUUUUAGCUGUUGUGAAAAUUGUUGCAGUGAACAUUGGUUUACAGGUUUCUGUUUGUGUUCUUGCCUUCACUUCUGGGUAUAUACCUAGGAUUGGGAUUGCUGGGUUAUAUGGUAGUUCUGUGUUCAACUGUUUGAGGAGCUGCCCAACUGUUUUCCACAGUGGCUGCACCAUUUUACAUUCUUACCAGCAAUGGAUGAGCGUUCUAGUUUCUCCACAACCUCACCAACACCUGUUGUUGUUUUUAAUCAUUGCCAUUCUAAUGACUGUGAGGUGGCACCCACUGUUCUGCUUUUUGAUUGGAGAGUUAUUCAAUUUACAUUUAAGGUAAUUAUUCCAAAACAAUUUUGAAGAACAAAGUAGAAAACCUCAGACUUCUAACUGCAAAAUACAUUAUACAGCUAUAGUAAUCAACACAGCUUGGCAUUGGUUUAAUGAUAGACACAUAAACCAAUGAGAUAGAAUUAAGAAUCCAGAAAUAAAUCCAAACAUCUAUGAUCAAUUGAUUUUUGACAAGUGAGCCAAAUCCAUUCAUUCAUUGGGGAAGGAAGUCUCUUCAACAAGUGGUGCUGACAGAACUGGAUUUCCACAUGCAGGAAAAUGAAACAAAAUCCAUACCUCAUGUCAUACACAGAAACUAAUUCACAGCAGAUUGAGGACCUAAAUGUUAAAUCUAAAAUCAUAAAGUUCUUGGAAGAAAAUUUUGGAGCACAGCUUUGGGACCUAAUUUUUUCAAUUAUAGAUUAUCAAAUACAUCUAAAGUAAUUACCGAUAAGACUGAGUUCUGCCAUUUUGCUAUUUGUUUUCUAUGUGCCUUAUACUUUUUUGCCCCUUAUUUCCUCCAUUAUUGCCUUCUUUUGUGUUUAGUUCAUCUUUUGUUGUCAACCAUUUUCAUUCCUUUCUCAUUUCCUUUUGUGCAUAUUUUUUAGAUAUUUUCUUUGUGGUUACCAUGAAGAUUAUAUUUAACAUCCUAAAUUCCUAACAGUUUAGUUUGAAUUGAUACCCACGUCAAUGAAACAUGAAAACUCUGUUCCUGUAUAGCUCCUUCUGCUUUUUAUGUAGCUAUUGUCAUAAAUUACAUCUUUAUACAUUGUAUGCAUAAUAACAGAUUUGUCAUUACUUAUGCAUUUGUCUUUCAGAUCAUGUGGGUCAUAAAAAGUGAUGUUACAAACCAAAAAUGCAGUAAUACUGGCUUCUAUACGUGCUCAUGUAUUUACCUGUAGAGUUUCACAUUACUGUCUAGUACCUUUUAUUUCAACCUCAAGGCUCCCUUCAGCAUUUCUCAGAGUCCUUGGAUGGUUCAAAUGAUUAGUGCACUUGACUGCUAACUGAAAGAUUGGAAGUUCAAGCCCACCCAAAGGCACCUCAGAAGAAAGAAUUGGCAAUCUGCUUCCAAAAUAUCAGGCACUGAAAACCUCAUGGAGCACAGUUCUACUCAACACGCUGUCAUGGAUUGAAUUGUGUCUCCUAAAAACAUGUCAACUUGGUUAGGCCAUGAUUCCCAGUAUUGUGUGGCUAUCCUUCUUUUUUUUAUUGUAAUUUUAUGUUAAAGAGGAUUAGGAUGGAAUUGUAUUAACACCCUUACUAAGGUCACAGCCCUGAUCCAAUGUAAAAGAAGUUUCCCUAGAGUGUUGCCUGCACCGCCUUUUAUCUUAAAAGAGAUACAAGGAAAGGGAAGCAAACAGAGAGUGAGGACCUCAUACCACCAAAAAGGAAGCACCGAGAGCAGAGCAUGUCCCUUGGACCCAGGGUUCCUGUGUGGAGAAGCUCCUAGUCCAGGUGAAGAUUGACAAGAAGGAUCUUCCUCCAAGGCCAACAGACAGAGAAAGCCUUCCCCUGGAGCUGAUGCCCUGAAUUUGGACUUCUAGCCUACCACACAGCGAGAAAAUAAAUUUCUCUUUGUUAAAGCCAUCCACUUGUGGUAUUUCUGUUAUAGCAGCACUAGAUGUCUAAGACAAACCCAUAGGGUCACCAGGAGUUAGAAUCAUCUCAACAGCAACUGUUUUUUUUUACUGGUAGGGCAGAUGUAGUGGUGAUAAACUCCCUAAGUUUUUGUUUAUGUGGGAAUAUCUUAAAUUUUCCCUCAUUUUUGAAGGACACUUUUGUCAGAUACAGAAUUCUUGGUUGAUAGUUUUUUUCUUUUACCAUUUUAAAUGUCACCCCACUGUCUCCUGGCCUCCAUGAUUUCUGAUAAGAAAUCAGCUGUUAAUCUUAUUGAGGAUCCCUUGUACAUGACUGGUUACUUCUCCCUUGCUGCUUUCAAAAUUCUCUCUUUGUAUUUCCAGAGUUUGAUUAUAAUGUGUCUCAGUGUGGAUCUCUUUGAGUUUAUCCUAUCUGUAGCUCAUUGAGCUUUUUGGGUGUGUAGAUUGCUGUCUUUCAUCAAAUUUGGGAAGGUUUUGGCCAUGAUUUCUUCAAAUAUUCUUUCUGCCCCUUUCUGUCUCUCUUCUCCUUCUGGGACUGCCCAUAAUAUAUACGUUGGUUCAUUUGAUGGUGUAUGACAAGUUCCUUAGGCUCUGUUUGUCUUCAUUCUUUUUUUUUUUCCUAUCUCCUACUUAGACUAGACAAAUUCAGUUGUCCUAUUGUCAAAUUUACUGAUUGUUCAACCAGGUCAAAUCUUCUGUGAACCCCCCUAGUGAAUUUCUCAUUUCAGCUCCAGAAUUUGGUUAUUUUAAUAACUUCUGUUGCUUUAUUGAUAUUUUCAUUUUUUUCAUAUAUCAUUUUCCUAGUUUUCUUUAUUUGUAUUUUCCUUUAGCUCUUUGAGCAUAUUUAAGACAAUGGUUUUAAGACCGUUGUCUAGUAAGAUCAAUGUCUGGCUUCCUCAGGAAUAGUUUCUGUUGCUUUAUUUUACAUGUAAGUGAAUGAGCCAUACUUUCCUUUUCUUUGUAUGUAUGCCUUGUGAUUUUUUUGUUGAAAAUUGAAUAUUUGAAUAUUAUAGAAAAAUAACUCUACAAAUCAGAGUCUCUCUCUCCCCUAGAGUUGCCCUGUUGGUUUAGUGACUGUCUUAGUUAUCUAGUGCUGCUAUAACAGAUAUACCACAAGUGGAUGGCUUUAACAAAGAGAAAUUUAUUCUCUCAUAGUCUAGGAGGCUAGAAAUCCAAAUUCAGGUCACGAGCUCUAGCGGAAGUCUUUCUCUGUCUUUUGGCUCUGGGGAAAGGUCCUUGUCAUCAAUCUUCCCUUGGUCAAGGAGCUUCUCAGCUCAGGGACCCCGGGUCCAAAGGACCCACUAUGUUCUUGGUGCUUCUUUCUUGGAGGUAUGAGAUACCCCACUCCCAUGUCUCUUUGCUCACUUAUCUCUUUUUUGCCUCAGAAGAGGUUGACUUAAGACACAACUAAUCUUGUAGAUUAGUUGUGUCUUAACAUUAACAUUACUGCCUCUAAUCCUGCCUCGUUAACAUGGAGGCAGGAUUUACAGCACAUAGGAAAAUCACAUCAGAUGACAAAAUGGUCAACAGUCAUGCAAUGCUGCGAAUCAUGGCCUAGCCAAGUUGACACACAUUUUUGAGGCACAUAACGCAAUCCAUAACAGUGACUUUUCCAACCUAAUAAACUUUGGUCUCUAUGCAGUUGCCUUUCCUAGUUAUUUUAUGUAAGUGAGAUCAUACAAUAUUUGACCUUUUAUGCCUGACUCAUUUCUCUCAGCAUAAUGUUUGCAAGGUUCAUCCAUGUCAUAGCACGUAUCAGAGCUUCAUUUCUCUUUAUGGCUCAGUAAUAUUCCAUUUUAUGUAUAUACCACAUUUAGUUUAUCCAUACAUCUGUGGAAAGUCACUUGGGUUGUUUCCAUCUUUUGGCUGCUGUGAACAUUGGUGUACACAUAUCUGCAUCUCUGCCUGCAAGUCUCUUGGGUGCAUAUGUAGGCAUAGAAUUACUGGGUGAUAUUGCAGUUCUAUGUUUAACUUUUCAAAGAACCACCAAACUUUUCCAUAGCAGCUGUACUAUUUUACAUUCCCACCAGCAAUGCACAAGGGUUCCAGUUUCUCCACAUCCUCACUAACACCUAUCGUUUUUCUUUUUUUGUAAUGGUAGCCAUCCUAGUGGGUCAAAGUCAUUCUUAACUUGCUAUUCCAUAUCCCACAUCCAGCCCAUCGCCAUGCUGUCGACUCUGCCUUCAGAAGCUGCCCAGACCCUGACUUCUCACCACUUUCUGCUGCCACCAGGGCCUAGCCACUGUCCUUGCUGGGGUCCCUUCUAUGAGACAGCCAGAUCAUCCCACUCCUGUGCAAACCCUGCACUGCCUCCCAGCCUUUGCAGAGCAACCCACGGUCCUUUCCACAGCCCUGAGGCCCUGCAUCCUGUGUCUCUGUUCUCUCCCUGGCUUGUUCCCUCACUCAGCUCCACUGAUUGCCUCGCAGGUUCAAACACACCCUUGCCUCCCCUGGUCUCUCUGCCUGGACACUCUUCCGCAGCUGCCACAAGACCCACUCCUCCCUGCACCUUCUGACCCUGCUGACUUGGCCCUACCUGGUGUGUGUUGACCAGCUGCCCCCACACUUCAGUGUGAAUACCGGAGUACAAGGACAGGGAAGUGCCCAGGGCUGGGCUGCCUGUACCCUGGGCUGUUCCAGGCUUGUCAUAGGUAGUGAGUGAAUAAUUGAGGAAUGAUUGGAUUCAUUCCUGAAAGUGGAAUGGCCAGGGGUGUGCAUUUGUAGUUGCUCCAGGUCAAGGUUGUACCAGUUUACUGGCACCAGGUCUACCUGCAUUUGCCGUUUUCCAUACCUCAUCCACUCCAUGUUCUCAGACUCUGGAUCUUUGCUAGUGUGAUAAGUACAAACUCACUUUACCUCUAAUUUGCCCUUGUUUUAGGAAUGUUGUUGAGCACCAUUUCCUAUUACAAAGGGCUAAUUAUCUUCUUAUACAAGCCAGUUACCAUCGAAUCAACUCUGACUCAUAGAGACCCCAUGUUUGUCAGAGUAGAACUGUGCUGCAUAGCGUUUUCAAUGGCUGAUUUCUUGGGAUUAGAUUGGCAGGCCUUUUUUCCAAGGUACCUCUGGGUAAACUAGAACCUCCAACAUUUCAGUUAGUAACCAAGUGCUUAACCAUUUGCACCUCCCAGGGAUUUCCAUUUCAUAUUACAAAGAAAUAAUUUCCUCAUUGUAUUAAGGCUCCUAAAAAUCAAUAAGAGAAAGAAUAAUUGGGAAAAAAAUGGGUUAAAAAUAUGAAUUGACGCACAUAAAAAGACCAGACUUAAUCGUCUGACAGAGACUGGAGGAAUCCCUGAAACUUUGGCCCCCAGACACUCUGGUAACCCAGAACUGAAACCAUUCCUGAAGCGCACCCUUCAGACAAAGAUCAGACAGAACUAUAAAACAAAAAACACAUGUGAGGAGUGUGCUGCUUCGUUUAGUCAGGUACAGGAGACCAAAUGGGCAGCUCCUGUCCAGAGGCAGGAUGAGAACCCUGGAAGGAACAGGAACUGGUUGAAUGGACACAAGGAACCCAGGGUGGAAAGGGGGAGUGUGCUGUGACUUUGUAGGGAUUGCAACUAAUGUCACAAAACAAUGUGUGUAUAAAUUUUUGUAUGAGAAAUUAACUUGAGCUGUAAGCUUUUACCUAAAGCACCAUUAAAAUAUGUAUAUAUAUGAAUAGAUAGUUCACAGAAAAGGAAACCAAAUGCUUUUAAACAUGAAGAGGUACUUCUGAGUUUUGAAUGAUAUAGGUUUAUUUUCUGUAUUGAGAUUAUUUUAAAAGUUCAUGUUUUCCUGUAGUGUUUUGUUGUUUUGUUUUUUUUUACUCAAAUGUCUGCUAAAUCUGGAAUAUGUCUUGGUAGAAGAUGUGAACUAGAAGUCUAACUUUUUUUUCCAGAAUGUUACUCAGUUGUCCCAAUACCAGUAUUUUUAUUUUAAUUAUUUAUUUUAAUAAUGCUAUAUAAAGGAGUCCCUGGGUAGAGCAAACAGUUAAGUGCUUAGCUACUAACCGAAAGCUUGGUGAUUUGAAUCCACCUGGAGGUGCCUCAGAAGAAAGGCCUGACAAUCUACAUCCAAAAAAUCAGCCAUUAAAAACCCUACAGCACGUGACUCUACUCUGACAUACAUGGGGUCACCAUGAGUCAGAAUGAACAGCAACUGGUUUUUUUUUUUUUUUUAAUAUUUAUAAGCAUCAAUUCUAUAUUUACAAUGAUCAGAAAGAGAGGAAGGGUUCAUAUGUUUUCUUUACUCAGCCAGCAGGUAUUGAAUGUCACGUGUCAGACACAGAGCCAGUUGUUGCAAAUGCCUGCAGUGGCUCAGAUGGUAAGCCACUCAUGCUCUCACGGGGAGACAAGACAGAACCUGACUGUGGCCUGACCUGCAACGGGUUGUAACGGGUCCAUUGCAAGAGCAUUGGACCCAGAAGGAAGCAAUUCAUCCUACCACCGAGUGUUGGGAGAAUUCUUUAAAGAGGAGUUGGCGCUUGCGCGAGGCCUUUGGACAGCUGAGUUUCGUUCUCCAAUCAUGGAGUCGGAGUUGGCAGUGGUGCUGCAGCCGGAAGAGCAGCCUGUGAACGCUUUCCUCACUAUUUAUCCAAAGCUGGAGUGUGAGGGCUGAAGCCUUGGUGGCUCUAAGACAAGAUGAAGACAGUGUUCAUGGUUGCAGAAAAGCCGUCCUUGGCCCAGUCCAUUGCCAAGAUCCUCUCUCGAGGGAGCAUGUCUUCACACAAAGGGCUGAAUGGAGCCUGCUCAGUCCACGAGUACACUGGGACCUUCACUGGCCAGCCCGUCCGCUUCAAGAUGACAUCUGUCUGUGGUCACGUGAUGACCCUGGAUUUCCUAGGAAAGUACAACAAGUGGGACAAAGUGGACCCUGCCGAGCUGUUCAGCCAAGCGCCUACGGAGAAGAAGGAAGCCAACCCCAAGUUGAACAUGGUGAAGUUCCUGCAGGUGGAGGGCCGGGGCUGUGACUACAUCGUGCUGUGGCUGGACUGUGAUAAAGAGGGCGAGAACAUCUGCUUUGAGGUCCUCGACGCAGUGCUGCCUGUCAUGAAUAAGGCCCACGGUGGUGAGAAGACAGUGUUCCGGGCCAGAUUCAGCUCCAUCACAGACACGGACAUCUGCAAUGCCAUGGCCCGCCUGGGCGAGCCCGACCACAAUGAGGCACUCUCGGUGGAUGCCCGCCAGGAGCUGGACCUGCGCAUCGGCUGCGCUUUUACCAGGUUCCAGACUAAAUACUUCCAGGGGAAAUACGGUGACUUAGACAGCUCUCUCAUCUCCUUCGGCCCUUGUCAGACUCCUACCCUGGGGUUCUGCGUAGAGAGACACGAUAAAAUACAGUCCUUCAAGCCGGAGACAUACUGGGUGCUGCAGGCCAAGGUGAAUGCUGAUAAAGACAGAACUCUCCUUCUAGACUGGGACCGAGUGCGAGUGUUCGACCGGGAGAUUGCACAGAUGUUUUUAAACAUAACGAAGAUGGAGAAAGAAGCCCAGGUGGAGGCCACCAGCAGGAAGGAGAAGGCCAAGCAGAGGCCCCUGGCUCUGAACACUGUGGAGAUGCUCCGGGUGGCCAGCUCUUCUCUGGGCAUGGGGCCACAGCACGCCAUGCAGACCGCAGAGCGCCUCUACACACAGGGCUACAUCAGCUACCCACGCACUGAGACCACCCACUACCCCGAGAACUUCGACCUGAAGGGCCCUUUGCGGCAGCAGGCCAACCACCCGUACUGGGCGGACACGGUGAAGCAGUUGUUGGCAGAGGGGAUCAACCGCCCACGGAAAGGCCAUGAUGCUGGCGACCAUCCCCCCAUUACCCCUAUGAAGGCGGCCACAGAGGCUGAAUUAGGGGGUGACGCAUGGCGGCUGUACGAGUAUAUCACGCGGCACUUCAUCGCCACGGUGAGCCAUGACUGCAAGUACCUGCAGAGCACCAUCACCUUCCGCAUUGGUCCCGAGCACUUCACCUGCUCUGGGAAGACCGUCAUUUCACCAGGCUUCACAGAGAUCAUGCCCUGGCAGAGCGUGCCCCCGGAGGACAACCUGCCUACCUGCCAGCGGGGUGACACCUUUGCCAUCAGUGAGAUGAAGAUGCUGGAGAAGCAGACGAACCCGCCCGACUACCUGACAGAGGCCGAGCUUAUCACGCUCAUGGAGAAGCACGGCAUUGGAACGGACGCCAGCAUCCCUGUGCACAUCAAUAACAUCUGCCAGCGGAACUACGUCACUGUGGAGAGCGGGCGCCGGCUGAAGCCCACCAACCUCGGCAUCGUCCUGGUGCACGGCUACUACAAGAUCGAUGCAGAGCUGGUGCUCCCCACCAUCCGCAGCGCCGUGGAGAAGCAGCUGAACCUGAUUGCCCAGGGCAAGGCUGACUACCGCCAGGUGCUGGGGCACACCCUGGACAUCUUCAAGAGGAAGUUCCACUACUUCGUCGACUCCAUCGCCGGCAUGGACGAGUUAAUGGAAGUGUCAUUUUCACCCCUGGCCGCCACAGGCAAGCCCCUCUCCCGCUGCGGGAAGUGCCACCGGUUCAUGAAGUACAUCCAGGCCAAGCCCAGCCGCCUGCACUGCUCACACUGCGAUGAGACCUACACCCUCCCCCAGAACGGCACCAUCAAACUCUAUAAGGAGCUCCGGUGCCCACUGGAUGACUUCGAGCUGGUCCUGUGGUCGUCAGGCUCACGGGGCAAGAGCUACCCGCUGUGCCCCUACUGCUACAACCACCCGCCCUUCCGAGACAUGAAGAAAGGUAUGGGCUGCAACGAGUGCACACACCCCACCUGCCAACACUCGCUGAGCAUGCUGGGUGUCGGGCAGUGUGUGGAAUGUGAGAGUGGAGUGCUGGUACUGGACCCCACCUCAGGCCCCAAGUGGAAAGUGGCUUGCAACAGGUGCAAUGUGGUGGCGCACUGCUUCGAGAAUGCCCACCGCGUACGUGUGGCUGCUGACACCUGUGGGGCCUGUGAGGCCGCCCUGCUCGACGUGGACUUCAAUAAGGCCAAGUCCCCACUGCCCGGCGGUGAGACACAGCACAUAGGUUGUGUCUUCUGCGACCCGGUCUUCCAGGAGCUGGUGGAGCUGAAGCAUGCAGCGGCCUGCCAUCCCAUGCACCGUGGUGGCCCGGGCCGCAGGCAGGGCCGAGGGCGGGCCCGUGGCCGGAGGCCUUUGGGGAAGCCCAGCUCCCGGCGGCCAAAGGACAAGAUGUCAGCGCUGGCUGCCUACUUCGUGUGAGGGCCAGUGUGUGCCCUGGUCCUGGGUGGGACAGCUGCCUCAUCAUGGUUGUCCUCUAGGCACUAAAACCAUUAAAAUACAUUUUUUUACCCUAGAGCAAAGAUCCCAGGCCUUGUGCUGGUCAAAGCUCUCAGAGACUUGACUCAUCCCUGGGGCCUGUGGGGCCCUCCUCUUCCUCCUUCCCUGCCUGGUCUCCUUCACUCCCCUCUCCCCCUUCCCUGUCCCUGCCUCUCCCUGUAUCCCAAGCACAAGUCCUUCAAGCCUCCUGCUCCAUCUGGCACAGGUGGUGCCCACAGGACGCCCCACAUCUGGAGGCGGAGUAGAUAUGGUCAGCAGUUCAAAGUAUAUUCAACCUGUGGCCACACGUAGGAGGCCAUGACAGUCAUCCCCCCGAAAUGUGUUGUGGGAGAGAGGCCCAGCCAGGAAGGACCCUCUUUGGACAGGCUUUAGGAAGCCCCUUGCCUUCUCUCCAGCUGCCUGUGUAGCCUUCAGCCCUCUAGACCCCCAUGGUUUGUGCUUCUAGUUCCCAGCUCCGUAGCUCAGAGCAGGCGCUAUUUAGGGCCCCUGCACAAUAGUGUGAGCCAGGCUCUGGCAGCUCUUGGGGCCUCUUUGGCUCCCGUUCUCACAACAAGGCCAUUGUGUUUUAGACAGGGACAGUAACGUACAAGAGAGAGUGCAAGGGUGCCCCUAGAAGCUGUCACGUGCCAAGUUUAGGAAAGACCUGUAAGCCCAGCUGGCAGUCAGCUGUCAUCUGUGACCACUACCCCUUCCCAUGCUCCCCACUCCGGCCACAGCUGCCUAGGGCAGCAUGCACUGUCCACCUCCACCCAUCUGUGCUUCACCCUGUGGUGGCAGGAGUACGGUCCUGUGGAACCCCUGUGCAAACAUCCCGGGACACCAUACACAGCCCCCCUCUUGGUGCAGGCUCAGUUUACAUACAGCAUGUGAGGCUCUGAUGAGAACUUCAGUAAAUAAACCAAUGUGCACACUGUCACCACCAGAACCUCUGCCAGGGCCAGUGAACAUCCCUGGUGCUCCCUGGGACACCAUUUGGGAAACUGCUGCAGAAACAAAGAAAAUAUGCAGUGAGACCGAUGGGUAUCGCCUGGGGAAGACCACCCCAGGCUAGCUCCCUGGGAAACUGUGCUGCAGCCAGGCUGACAGGAACUGUGCACCUGGAAGGUCUGGGGGCUGAGCUUCUCCAGGUGGGGACCCCUCCUACCAUUCCACCCCUCCAGUCAGAUCCCAGCACACAGACCAGGCCAUGCUCAGGAGUGGGGAGGGUCCCCGCACAGGCUGUGACUCCUGCAACCUCAUGGCCAUCACUAUCACACAUUGAGGACAGAAGGGCCUGGCCCCAGGACCCUGCAGUGAGGCAGCCAAAUAGGCAGUGGAGUUAGGGCUUUUCGGGACUCAAACACAGACGUCACAUUCCUAACACCAGGAUUUGGCCACGAGCAGGGCUCUGCAUAAAGUGUCCAUCUGUCUUUCUCUGCCACUAGCCCUCAUGUAGGAGUCCUGUCAGGGCCCUUGGCUGUCAGAUUGGAUUCUGCACUCCUGGACCCUUCCAUGUACAUCACCACAGCUGCAGGCACAAUAAGGACACAGAAGAGGUGGCUCAAGCCUGAAGUGCCUCAACAGCUGUGUUGGCCGUGCCUUCUCGUGCCCUGGGGUCUGGGGAGGGCGGUGACUGCAGGCCACCUGCUGGAAGAGCCACAGGGUGAGCCCUCCAGACCAGGCCUCUGGUCUCAUGGUAGUUGGAUCAGCUGGACACAGACUGGCUCCCUUAAGAGAACUGACCCUGUCACCUGAGGUUCUGGCACUCUGGUGCUGUGGGUGCUCCUAUGUGUUUGCUCAGUUGGAUGGAGCACUCCGUCCCGGGGCUGAUGGGCAGAGGAGGCGGCUGUGACCUGCAGAUAUGAGCCCCCUCUCCAGCCCUGCCCCAGGUCAGGCCUUUUGUGACCUGGAGGAAGCAGCAGCCAAGGGAGACCCCAGGUGCCCUCUAGAAGGCGGCACUGCUGCAGGCGGAACCAGGCCUGCUCACACUGUAAGCAGCCCUGCAAGUCAGGGGAGGGGUUGACAGCUCCUUCCCCCGAGGUCACAGCCAUCAUUGGUGGUUGGAAAGCCUAGAAUGAUGUGAACCAUCUCUACCUGACUCUAUCUGGCAGUGUGUGAGGGGAUGGAGGAGGAAGGUGUUGGUGAUGGCCAGAACACGAAGAGCGAGCCAAGGACACAGGGCAGGGUUUGAGGAUGGACAUUCAGACAUUCUGAGUCUGAGGGAGUUUGGCAGAGGGGGUGGGGAAGAGUAGCAUCCUUCAGCUGGGAGCUGAGGGCUUAGCACAGACUUGGUGCCCAAUGGGCUGUGACGGCAAGAGACUCCUUCCAUGAGGGUGUGGGAGGUGGAAGGGGUGACCCCAGGCAUAUCCUCUGACAAGGGGUGAGCCCCAGAGGGUGGCCGUGCCUCACUGAGCCAUCAUUGCUGAGCUGAAGCCCCAAAUGCAGUCCGCGGUGUGGGACAGCCCCUGCUGAGGGGGUGCAGGUGUGCCACCUUCCGCUUCACUUCACAGUGGGCUAGGCCCUGUCACAAGUACCACCUAACUAGAGAUGAGGCUCUAACUUUCCUUGAACCUCCCACACACACACACACACACACACACACACGCGGACAUUCUGAUGC
Molecule: messenger RNA, 12270 nt
Organism: Loxodonta africana (African savanna elephant)
Lineage: Eukaryota; Metazoa; Chordata; Mammalia; Proboscidea; Elephantidae
Gene: TOP3B
Product: DNA topoisomerase III beta
Exons: 18
Coding region: 7005-9593 (862 amino acids)
Biological process (GO): DNA topological change
Cellular component (GO): nucleus
Molecular function (GO): DNA topoisomerase type I (single strand cut, ATP-independent) activity; DNA binding
Source: RefSeq, a predicted model, not a curated record